GGCACUGACUGGGGUAGAACUGAAAAGAUGGGGAAGCAUCGAGGCUGAGCUCAGUGUUACGGGCGCGGUGUCCAAUCAGAUCGGUCCUGGGGCAUUCGCAUGGGCUACAGUGAUAUUAAUUAAUUCUAUUAAGUCAUAUAAAUGCAAAUCCUCUCUAGAACUUUAGCUUCCUGCCCCCCUGCAAAGGGGAUAUUAAUUGCCCCUUAUUUGUGUCUGCUUCUGACACUUGAAACAGAGCAGCAGACAUUUCUGUUUUCCUCUGCUACAUUCUCUUGGGAGUCUGAACCAGCGGUGCAGAGAAUAUGAAGAGUCCAGCAAACUGUGUCAGAGGUGCAAAUUGUACAUGAGACAACUCCAGGGGGUGACCGUCCCACCCAGCAAUGUUCUCUGGGCUCGCCUGUGCUCUCAUCCAUCAUGGCGGAGGGGAAGAAGAUCGGGAACACUCUUCUCCCCAGUGAGUCCAUGAAAGUGAUCUCAGAGUCCGUAGGGAUCUCCCAGAUGUCGGAGGAGACGUGUCAGCUGCUCGCCCAGGAGGUCAGCUUCCGGAUCAAGGAGGUCACUCAGGAUGCCCUGAAGUUCAUGCAUGUGGGGAAGAGGCAGAAGCUGACACCCAGUGAUAUUGAUGCUGCACUGAAACUGAAAAAUGUAGAGCCGAUCUACGGCUUCCACCCCAAGGAGUUCCUGCCUUUCCGAUACGCCAGUGGCGGGGGCCGCGAGUUGCAUUUCUAUGAAGAGAAAGAGACCGAUCUCAGCGACAUUAUCAGCACCCCCUUGCCCCGUGUUCCACUGGAUGUAUCUCUCAAAGCUCAUUGGCUGAGCAUUGAAGGAGUGCAGCCUGCCAUUCCAGAAAACCCUCCUCCAGUCCCUAAGGAACAGCAGAAGACUGAAGCCACGGAACCUCUGAAGGUAGCCAAACCAGGACAAGAAGAAGGUCUGCCAGGCAAAGGUCAGGGGUCAGGAGAGGGCAAAGGAAAGGAGAAGAAAACGGCCAUCUUGGAAGGGGCUCCUUUAAAGCUGAAGCCGCGUAGUAUCCACGAGCUUUCGGUGGAACAGCAGCUGUAUUAUAAGGAGAUUACGGAGGCGUGCGUUGGUUCCUGUGAGGCCAAGAGAGCGGAAGCCUUGCAGAGCAUUGCCACCGACCCAGGCCUGUACCAGAUGUUACCCCGAUUUAGCACUUUCAUAUCCGAGGGGGUGCGAGUGAACGUAGUGCAGAACAAUCUGGCAUUGCUUAUAUAUCUCAUGCGCAUGGUCAAGGCUCUUAUGGACAAUCCCACACUGUAUCUGGAGAAAUACCUGCACGAACUCAUUCCCGCAGUGAUGACCUGUAUCGUGAGUCGGCAGUUGUGCUUGCGGCCGGAUGUGGACAAUCACUGGGCUCUGAGAGACUUUGCGGCCAGACUGAUUGCGCAGAUCUGCAAGAAUUUCAGCACCACCACCAAUAACAUCCAGUCCAGGAUCACCAAAACAUUCACCAAGACUUGGGUUGAUGAUCGCACUCCAUGGACGACUCGCUAUGGAUCCAUUGCAGGUCUUGCUGAACUGGGACCUGAUGUGGUUAAGACGCUGAUAGUCCCACGACUGACAGUGGAAGGGGAGAGGCUUCGCUCUGUAUUGGACGGACCAGUCAUAUCCAACAUAGACAAGAUCGGAGCGGAUCACGUGCAGAGCCUCUUACUGAAACACAGCGCCCCGGUCCUUGUUAAGCUCCGCUCUCCUCCGGAUUCCCCCGAUGCUUACCGUGUCGAUUAUGGCUACCUGGGGCCAACCCUCUGCACUCAUGUGUUAAAGGCCAGAGCUCAAAGUGCCCUGCAGGGGCCACAAGUGAACCGGACCACCCUCACGGUCACACAGCCCCGCCCUACUCUCACCCUUUCACAGCCCUCCGGCUCUCUCACUCCAUCCCCUCGUACACCAAGUAUCAUCAAGGUGCCCAGCUCCCUGACUCUGCCUGUCCAGACUUUGAUGAGCGCCCGCCCUGCUACGCCCACGCAGCCCUCUCCCCCGCCCACCAAAUACAUUGUGGUGUCAUCAGCCGGAAGCAGCGGGACUCAGGUCCUUACUACUUCCAGUGGCCCUUCUCCUUCUACCCCUGGGGUUCAGCCCAUUGUGAAGCUAGUAUCUGGCGGACAGAGCUCUGGGGUCGGGGGUUCCAUGACCGGGACUGGUGGUGGGAUGCAGAAGUACAUUGUCGUAUCGCUGCCCCCUGCUGGAGAGAGCAAGACCCCGCAGCCCUCCCCUCCUCCUCCUGCAACAGAGACUUCCACUCUGUGACAGUAACUGUGUGUGUGUGUGUGUGUGUGUGUGUGUGUGUGUGUGUGUGUGUGUGGAUGGGCGUGUGUGUGUGUGGAUGGGCGUGUGUGUGUGUGGAUGGGCGUGUGUGUGUGGAUGGGCGUGCGUUAGAAGUUGUUAUAGUACGUCUGUACCUGUUCUCUCCCUGCAUUACAACCUUAUUAUUUUGCGUAAAGAAAUAUAAUCAUUUUUUUCCUAAUAAAACUUUGGAACCCA
Messenger RNA from Xenopus laevis (African clawed frog), 2505 nucleotides. It is a transcript of the gene taf6.L, whose product is annotated as TATA-box binding protein associated factor 6 L homeolog. Gene Ontology annotation, molecular function: RNA polymerase II general transcription initiation factor activity; transcription coactivator activity; protein heterodimerization activity. NCBI's taxonomy places the organism in Eukaryota, Metazoa, Chordata, Amphibia, Anura, Pipidae. The transcript is spliced from 15 exons. Gene Ontology annotation, cellular component: transcription factor TFIID complex; nucleus; SLIK (SAGA-like) complex. The coding region runs from base 415 to 2271 and encodes 618 amino acids. The record is from RefSeq and is a predicted model, not a curated record. Gene Ontology annotation, biological process: positive regulation of DNA-templated transcription; transcription initiation at RNA polymerase II promoter; RNA polymerase II preinitiation complex assembly.